Messenger RNA from Pelodiscus sinensis (Chinese soft-shelled turtle), 2270 nucleotides. It is a transcript of the gene RNPS1, whose product is annotated as RNA binding protein with serine rich domain 1. NCBI's taxonomy places the organism in Eukaryota, Metazoa, Chordata, Testudines, Trionychidae. Gene Ontology annotation, molecular function: RNA binding. Gene Ontology annotation, cellular component: cytoplasm; nucleoplasm; ASAP complex. The record is from RefSeq and is a predicted model, not a curated record. Gene Ontology annotation, biological process: mRNA splicing, via spliceosome.
CUUUUCCAAGGGGGACCUGGAGCGCAGCGACGCUGAGACUGAGACUUGCCUAAGAGCAUACAGGAAGUCGUUGGCAGAGCUGUUUGCCUCCCCCACCGCUGAAAUGUAGCUGUUGAAGCCGCUCUUUGGAGUUUAUUGCACUCGAUUAGGGAUCGUUUCUCAGAAUCAAGGAGUUAGAAGUGAGAUUUGAGAUAAGUGAGGCCCAUCCAGUGCUGCUUGGGACGCCUCAGAAGGGAAAAUGGAGUUUUCAGGAAUGAAAAAGAAGAGUGUGCUAGGAUUCAAAGAAAAUAAUAAAAAAUCCAGCACUAGGGCUCCCUCUCCAACCAAGCGCAAAGAUCGGACGGAAGACAAAUCCAAGGACAGGUCCAAGGAUAAAGUGUCCACCAAGGAAUCAAGUGAAAAGGAUCGAGGUCGGGACAAAACACGCAAAAGGCGCAGCGCUUCCACUGGUAGCAGCAGUACCAGGUCCCGCUCCAGCUCCACUUCCAGUUCAGGGUCCAGCUCCAGCACUGGAUCCAGCAGUGGCUCCAGCUCCUCCUCUGCAUCAAGCCGCUCUGGAAGCUCCAGCACCUCUCGUAGCUCCAGUUCCAGCAGUUCCUCUGGAUCCCCAAGCCCCUCUCGACGCAGACAUGACAACAGGAGACGUUCCCGCUCCAAGUCUAAGCCACCCAAGAGAGAUGAAAAAGAAAGAAAGAGACGGAGUCCAUCACCCAGACCUACAAAAGUGCACGUUGGGAGACUCACCAGAAAUGUGACCAAGGAUCACAUCAUGGAAAUAUUUUCCACUUAUGGGAAAAUUAAAAUGAUUGACAUGCCAGUCGACAGGCUAAAUCCACACCUCUCCAAGGGUUAUGCCUAUGUAGAGUUUGAGAAUCCAGAUGAUGCUGAGAAGGCACUGAAACACAUGGAUGGAGGGCAGAUUGAUGGUCAGGAGAUCACUGCUACAGCUGUGCUGGCACCUCGGCCUAGGCCGCCGCCCAGGCGCUUUAGCCCCCCAAGGAGAAUGCUGCCACCGCCGCCAAUGUGGCGUAGGUCGCCCCCUCGCAUGAGGAGAAGGUCCAGGUCACCAAGACGCAGAUCCCCUGUUCGCCGACGGUCACGAUCUAGAUCUCCAGGCCGAAGACGUCAUCGCAGCCGCUCCAGCUCCAACUCUUCACGAUAAAGCAAAAAAAGACUGGACAGCUUUUUAUUUUUUAACUUAAAUCCCACCAGACUAAAUAGUGUACCUUUUUAUAUUGGGCAGGGGGAAGGGAGAGGAAAUUGAAUCCUAGCAAUGGAAGCAAAUGGAAAGGAGAGGGUUUCCUGGCUAGUGGGCAAUUUAUGCCUUGCAGCUUCUAAAUUCCAGGCAUUUAAUGUUAAAGCUUUAUUAAAAGUGGCUUUGGGUUGAAGGCUGCAAAUGUGGUUCAUUGUUUUCAAGACAAGCCACCAAUAAGUAGAUGGUGUAGCCUUUGUGCCCCCAAUCGGCAGGCUGCUCUUCCAUGAUUUCCAAAGGCUUAACGUUCUGUGCAGACACAACUAAACACUGACCUGUUUUGGAAAUCGUAAGACUGUCUGCUAUUAAGAGAAAGGGGGGGUGGAGAAGUUCUGUCUAUUUCCAAGCACCUGUGCAGAUCUUCAGAACUGGUGGUACCCAAACACAGACAUCUGCCUCAAACUUAAAUACUCAGUUGUCAUUCUGCCCCAUCCUCCAGCAAGUGAGCGCAUACAUUUCUCUUAACACAAACAAGCACGGUGCUGCAGACAUGCACAAUAUUAAGGAUGGUUUUUGGCCAAUCCCCUUGCAUAUCGUCUACUGCAGGCCAGGAAUGGAAGGACUGUUUUGUGAGUGCCCUCUUUUAGGGAUCCCCUUGCCCUUCCUUGAAGGGUUUUGGUACAAAUUUCACACACAACUCUCCACUAAGUGGUGUAAAUGUUUCCACCUUUUAGAAAACACGAUACAAACUGGCAACAUAGUAUCAAUGCCGCCCCCCCCGCCCCUCCCCUGUCCCCCACUUUCCUGCAAUGAAAAAUGGGAGGUUUGAGACUGUCGCUGUUUGGAUUAUUUGGGCAAUCUCUUCUUUCAAAAAGCAAGUAAUUUACAGUCGAUUGUACAGUCAAUUUAUAAAAUUGUUUUUUUGUAACUUUGUAGCAUCUUAGGUCAUGUGUUUGUAUUUGUGUAGAAUGACUAUAUUGAAUAAACCUAUAGGGUUUAGAUUAAAGAAUAUGCAUUGGUUCCUUCCCUGUACAUUGUAUAUUGAGGCAGCAAAUAAAAGCGCUCCUUUUAUUUUAAA